AUGCAAGACGAUGGCAAUCUUGUGAUCUAUAAAGGUCCCAACACCAAACAUCGUAUUCCUAUUUGGGCUUCGAAUACACCUGGUAAAGGUGCAUAUCCUCAUCGACUGGAAAUGCAGGCCGAUGGAAAUUUAGUUAUUUAUGAUGAUAAAGGUGAUGCUACUUGGGCAUCAGCUACACAUGAUCGAGGCGCUAUAAAUGCUCUCAUGAUUAUGCAAUCUGACGGCAAUUUAGUCAUCUAUAAUAAUUCACCUAGAACUCCACUUUGGGCCAGUAACACACAUGGCCCAAGUGGCGUUGAUUGUCAAAAAGCAGACACAUGGCCACAUGAUUGGACAAAAUUCGAAGAUGAAGUGCUUGCACUUGUUAAUGAAAUUCGUGAAAAAGGAGCUAAUUGUGGAGGACAUUGGAGACAUCGAGUAUCGCCAAUUAAACAAAACUGGAAGUUGACACGUGCCGCACGAUGCCAUAGUGUUGACAUGGCUCUUUAUACUUAUUUCGAUCACGUUGAUCAACAAGGUGGUACUUUAGGUAAACGAAUAGAAGAAGUUGGUUAUCAAUUUGAAAAGAUAGCAGAGAACAUUGCCAAAGGUCAAACCUCCCCUCAACAAGUUGUAAACUCUUGGAUCAAUUCACCUGGUCAUUGUCAUUCUAUUAUGAGUGAUUAUCAAGACAUCGGUAUCGCCUACAUAGGUCAAAACUAUUAUCCAGAGAGUCAUGUCUGGGUACAGAAUUUUGGUACACCCUUGUAA
Messenger RNA from Rotaria sp. Silwood1, 750 nucleotides. NCBI's taxonomy places the organism in Eukaryota, Metazoa, Rotifera, Eurotatoria, Philodinida, Philodinidae. The record is from the annotation of a GenBank genome assembly.